Molecule: messenger RNA, 504 nt
Organism: Emiliania huxleyi CCMP1516
Lineage: Eukaryota; Haptophyta; Isochrysidales; Noelaerhabdaceae
Exons: 4
Coding region: 1-504 (167 amino acids)
Biological process (GO): cellular response to hypoxia
Molecular function (GO): peptidyl-proline dioxygenase activity; ferrous iron binding
Source: RefSeq, a predicted model, not a curated record
AUGUAUAGCUCGCUCGAGGAGCUCAGCGGCACCACGCUAUCCGAGGCUCACACCGAGCUCAAGUACGCCUUCUACCCGACCGGCGGCUUCUACCAGAGGCACAUCGACGCGAUGAACGGGUGGCGGCAGAGCGACGGAGGCCACCUGCGCGUCUUCGAGGCUGGCAGCGGCGUGCGCGGCAGCGGCACCCUCCUCGCCGACUUCACGGCGGGCCACUCGCCGCUGCUCUCGCCCGCGCAGCACGUCGACAUCGCCCCGCGGGCGGGCACGCUCGUCGUCUUCCGGUCGGACACGGUGCCGCACGAGGUGAGGCACACGAGCGCCAAGCGGAUGGCGAUCAUCGGCUGGCUCCAUCGCGAGCUGGGCGAGGCGGAGGCGCCCGCCGAGCCGCCCGAGGAGGAGCUGUCGGAGCUCGCCCUGGCGCUCAAGCGGCACUACGAGGGCCGCGGGGAGAAGAUCAAGGGGUUCGAGUCCGUGGACGCUGUGUCGGUGCCGGGCGAGUGA